UGGCGCGGUUUUUUUUUUUUUUUUUUGUCAGUCGUUUCCAACCGGUUAUACUCCGGCACUCCGCGUUCAGUCGGCGUUUGCGAACACACGUAGCAUACACGUACGUCGUCGGUCGAUUUACACAAUAAUAAUACUUAUUAUUUUUUUUUUUUGCUGUAUAUUUAUUUUAUAAAUCCCAUUUACAGGACCCUGCAGGUGUUUAAGACCGCUUGUUUCCCACCCGUCGUCAUGUCUUCAAAACAAGUGAUCAACUUCGGCGCCGGACCGGCCAAAAUUCCUAAACAAGUAAAUAGUUACAUUUUUUACAUUUGCUAUAAUACUGAUAAGACGGCGAUUCCAUUCAAACCGAAAAAACUAUCGCGAUUAAGAGAAGAGGACGUUACACAAUUAGACGUUAUACGUGAAAUAUUGGUAAAAUAAUUAUUAAAUUUUAAUAUUUCACAUACUCAUAUCUCUCUAAAAAAUUAAAAAUAUAAGAAAGUAACACCAACAUUGCACAGAUAAUUUUCUUAUCUCUAAGUUUGAUAAUAGGUCAAUUCACUCUAAUAUUAAAACUAACACCAAAAAGUUGUCUCUGCUAAACGUAAAUUUGCUAUAUCGUAUGCGUUUGUAAUACAAAGAGCACAAAUGUCUGUACAACAUUGUAUAACGUCCUCUUAAUUUUAUUUCUGUGAGAGAACACUUGGGCACACUCUUAAUGCUCUUAUUGUUUUUCGGGGUAUUUGAGCUUAAAUAUUAUUAUUGACUGCAGAAGCUCUUAUGCAACUUUUCAUGCAUAAGCUGUAGACGAAAUAAUUACCUACCUAUAUUUUAUGUAUCUAAAAAAGCCCAUAUUAUACGAUUGAUUUUUAAAAAAAUAUUUCAUUUCCUACAGGUUUUGGAGCAGGUUAGAGACGAACUGUUGGACUGCGGUUGCGGUAUUAGCGUUUUGGAACUCAGUCACCGGUCCUCCGAGUACAUGGUCAUCAACAAUAGAGCCAUCGAUUUAUACAGAGAAUUACUGUAAAUAUUAUAACAUGCACCUAUAAUAAUGUAUCUUGUGAUUAUAAAUUUAACGGUUUUUUUAUGGGACCAGUUUACUUAAUAAGUAGUAGGUACUAUCGUUUAUUAGAAUAUUUACAAUUAUAACGGAGUCCCGUCAGCAAAAUAGUUAAAGAAUCGUAUGCGAAUAUUGAUUUCCGAUUGGUUCCUAUUUCCACGAGAUUUUUCCACAAUUUCGUCUUCAGUAAAUCAUUUCUAUUAUCUAAUUAUAAUUUCUCAUGAUUUAUUCAAGAAAUAUUCGACUCUAUCAAUGAUAUGAAUAGGGAAAGUUUUGGGGCACUAUUUAGUGAAUAAGAAAGUCGAAUUUUGAGUGGCAUUGGUGUAAGUGAAAAGUCGGAAGUUCAUAUCUUGAAUACUAAUGAAAUUUGUACUUAACGAUAAAUUAUUGCAAAUGAAAAAUUAUUCUGAGUGAAUUAUAGUUAAACACGUUUUAAUACAUUUAAAUUGUUAAACUAUAUUAGUUUGUAACUAAAAAAAUAAAUAAUAAUUGUCUAUAUUUCUCGUCUCGACGUUUCGAGCACUAAUAUAAUGGAGCCAAAAGAUUUUUGUCUGCAUAAAUUAGGAAAUAUUAUUUUCAAAAUGUCGUGAUUUCUACGAUUUUAAUUUAAACGGUUAUAAAAAGCUUUUCGAUAUUUUUAAGUAUCAUAGGAAUAACUUAUGAUAAUGAACCUUAAUUUUUGAGCAUUUUUGAGAGGUCAAUUUAAUUCUGUCCACAUAGAAAAGAACAAAAAAAAAAAAAAAAAAAAAAACACUUUUUUCGAUUCUCCAUACAUUUUAAAUGAUUUAUUUAAUUUUAAACUUUCACAAUUAUAGAAUAUACUUAAGGAGAUAACGUGCUCUUGGGUCUUGAAAGUAUAAUGUACUAAGACAUUUACUGUUUAUGACACACUGCAGUAGUGGAUUAGAUUUCCGGCAGUCUGCAAUGGUUUCUAUCUCUAGUAUUCGUGUAUAGAGUAGUGGUUCCUAAACGAUGGUCCCCGGACCUGUCAUAGAUGUUAUGUUAUCAUACAUGUAUUAUAAAGUAAUAAUUAAUAAAAAAUGACCACACAAAAUUUAGGAACUACUGGUUCAAAGAAAGAAAAUCUCCUCACAUUUACUCACAUACUACACAUAAUUUUAGUCUCGAAAUCGUUUGGUCAGUACUUAUAGUAGCAGCAGUCAGCAGCCAGCUGUCUAAUCCAAAUACCUUUCAAAACCAAAAACAUUUGGCAUUCUGAUUGGCCAGAAAUAAAAGGCUAUAAAUCAUUACGUGCGCAUUAAGACAUGAAAUUCAAUAAAAAAAAAAAGCCUUAGGCAUCACAUAUUUGUUUAUAAAUUGUGAUACGUAUAUAAUAGUUAUUUUGUAAUUUAUUAGUUAGAAAAAACUCUAAACAUUUAAAAAAUAUUACAGUAACAUCCCAGAAAACUAUAAAAUAGCUUUGGUACAAGGAGGAGGAACCGGUGCUUUUGCUUCGGUAGCUUUGAACUUAUUGCACAGGGGCGGAAAAGCUGAUUAUAUACUGACAGGUUACUGAUUAUAUACCUCUAAACAUAAUAAUAAUAAUUAUUAUUACUAUUAUUUUUAUACCACGAAGAUGUUUUUCGAUAGGCGUUUGGUCUACAAAAGCAGCUAAAGAAGCGUCGAAGUAUUUAAAUGUAAAUUACGUAUAUCCAAAACCAGAAAAAUUCACCGAUAUACCGGAUCAGUCUACAUGGAAUCUAGACCCAGAAGCUGCGUAUGUAUACUACUGCGAUAACGAAACAGUGAACGGUACGGAAUUUUUCGGAACUAUUCUAUUUUCAUUAAAUAAUUUGUUACGUAAUAUUGAUUUAGGGUAAAAUUUAAAAAAAUAGACACACAAGUCAUAUUUUAUACAAUAACAUGUAUUUUAGAGUAGUAUAAAACAUAAUAACCUAAUAAUAAGUACAGUGAUAUUAUUCUGUAAAUUACCUAUAGCCGAUUUAUAAAUAUAAUUAAUUUAAAUUUCAUAAAGUUUAAUUAUGAUGUAAUAGUUAUACAAAUUUGAUAAUACUUGUAUACAACACUUGUUUAACACAUGAAUUCGAAAUCUAAAAUGUAUUAAUAAGGGGGGACACAAUUAUUCUUGUCGGUAUUUUUAGUAAAUAAUUAUUUUGAAAAAUGGUUUGAACAGGGUGUUAUUUUAAAUGAUUUGAAACAUAUUUUCAAAAGUUUUAUUUUAUAUAGUAUACAGUUUUUAAUGAUACAUUUUUAAACAAAAAUAGUAGAUAAAAUAUUACUAUUAUAGGUAAAAACAUAAAAUUGAUUGUAAUUAAUAGUUUGUAUUAUUUUUUUUUGUAACAUAAGAAUUAAAUCAUUAUUUCCCGUGUUUAAUUAUGUUUUUAAAUAGGUAAUACAAAUAAAUAUAAUGACGUGUUUACAUAAUACUCGUGCAUUUGAUCAAUCAUUUUGGAUUAUCUAACUUUAAUUUAUAUAAAAUGUUUUAUUUCAAAUUAAUUGAGUUUCGUUUAUUUUUAUAGGAGUUGAAUUUCCGUUUAUUCCUGAAACAAAUGGAGUGCCACUGGUGUGUGAUAUGUCAUCCAACAUUAUGACGAGAAAAUUUGACGUGACUAAGGUAAAUAUUACUUCGAUAAUCGUAAUCGAAUACGACUGUCUUCUUCUGUUAUCUAAUGAUGAUAGAUUACAUUUUUGGAUUAGGACACGUAAUCCUAUUAAUUUUGUCAUUUCACUUACAGUUCGGUGUGGUAUUAGCUUGUGCCCAAAAGAACCUAGGUCCCGCGGGUAUUACUGCAAUUAUCGUACGCGAGGAUCUUCUAGGAAAACCAAGUCCUCUUUGCCCACAAGUUUUUGAUUAUACAUUAAUGGUGCAGGAAAAUUCUUUGCUUAAUACACCGCCGACAUUCAUGUGAGUUUGUUAUUUUUGGAUGUAUUUAUUAUUAUUAUUAUUAGUGUUGUAAUAAUAAUCUAAUAAUUUGAUUACGUUCGGACAGCGUUUAUAUUUUCUCACUCGUAUUACAAUGGGUCAAAAAUCAAGGAGGAAUUGAAGCUAUGGAAGCAAAUUCGAAGGCUAAAAGUGAACUUUUAUACAACGUUAUUGAGGAGUCUCAGGGUUUCUAUUCGUGCCCGGUGGCUAAAAAUGCAAGAAGUCGCAUAACCGUGCCGUUCCGCUUAGGCGCAGGAGCGGAAGCUGACAAGCAGUUUCUUAAGGAAGCUCAAGAGUUAGGAUUUUUGCAACUUAAAGGACACAGGUAUUGCACUAAUCAAUAUAAUAUAUUAUAUAUUAUAAUGAGAUUAAUAAUCUUAUGAAUCGUUCGGUUAUUAUUGUAGAUUGGUGGGCGGUGUUCGAGCAGCCAUGUAUAACGCAUUGACAUUGGACGAAUUGAAAAUUUUAGUUGAUUUUAUGACUAAGUUCCAAGAACGUAAUCCGCAAUAUUCAACUUGAACAAGGAUUAAACUAUUCGAUAUACUCAUGGUUAUUUUGUUUUGUUUUUUGUUGUUAUAUAUUUUCAUUUAUGAAAACAGUAAUCUCAUUUUGAAAGUUUGACCGAUGAAAGUUAAUUCGUGUUGACAUGAAGUAAUUGCACACAACAAGAUUACGUUUUCAGUCGUUUUUGUACUUUAAUAGUUCACUCGAAUCUGGGUUUUUGAUUUGCUUUUCACUAAAAAACAAACAAAUUUGCAGUUUGCUGAGUGAAAAGGAUAAAAAAAUAAAGUGGCGGAAGCGAGAAAGAUAGAGUAUGUAUCUCACAUACAGCGGGAGAGAAGGAGAAAGAGAGAGGGCUUUUAGCGAAAUAGGAUAUUUUAUUAUUAUACCGAGGAGGUCGAAAGGAUAAAUCAAUGUCACGGAUGGGUAGCGCCCAGAUAGCGGAAUAAAUUAGUAUUCAGUUCUUCCAGAAACACGAUUUUCAACAGGCCAACACGAGACUAAAUAAUGAAUUUAUAGACUCACUUGAAACCUUGAAACUCACAGGAUAUACUAAAAAUUCUGGAAAGUAUAUUGAUCAACAUUCGGUCUAACUACGUCGAAAACUAGCUUAAGGGGCGUUUUAUGAUAUUAAUAUUUUGAAUAAAAGUAUCGUUUACUUUGUGCUACAGCAGUUAUAUAAUAUACACUAUGAAUAUACCUAGAUAAUAAGUGUGAUUGGUUGGUAAAAUAUUAAUACGAUAAUUAGGUAAUCGUGUUAAUUUGUUUAGAUUGUUUGCAAAAUUGCAGAGGUACCUCUAUUACAAGUCAAAUAUCUUAAAGGUGGUUUAUUGAUAGUAUUUGUAAGUAUAAUAUUUUAAUUGAUUGUAUAAUCAACUAAUUGAAUUAACUAUAGUAUCUUAUGAUACAUUAGAUUAUCCAAAAAAUAUGAAACACAAAUCCGUUAAAAUAUUUUAAUAAUGUAAUCAUAUAAAAUGUAAAGUGAAAAAAUAUAAUCAAGUAAAAACUUUUAAAAUUAUAAUUUUUACGCCUUUAUACUUGUUCAUCUGAUUUCAUAUAAUUCAUACAAAUACAUACAUAAAUUUCAUACAGGGGUUUUUUUUUUAAACGAUGAUACAAAUUGUUUUGUGUUUUAUUAUCAAGAUGUUUUAAAAUUUUUAUUUCUACUUAUAUAGAAAAUUACUGUACAUAAACACUAAUAAAUAAAUAUAAUAAAAAAAAAACCAAAUCGAAAAAAUCGAGAAACGUGUUGUUGUGUAAUUAGGUAUGAACAACAAUUCUUAUUAUUGUUUUUUUUUUUUUUUUUUUUUAAGACAAAUUGUGAAAUAAAAACACGAAAAAAACGAUGUUAGUAGAUUUUUUUAAAAAAAUAAUAUGAAAAUUGAAGAUGCACUACUGCAUUUUAUAGAUAUUUUACUAUUAGAUUGUAAACCAAGCGAGGAAUGUAUUAAUAAUAAUAAUUGGGUUUACUAUGAUGUGUUUAUUUUAUUUUUUUAUCUAUAGAACUUUCCUAUAGAAAUCUUGCUCCGUUUAUAAAUUGUAUAAUAACUUCCUUGUGGAAUUUAUGAUCUAGUUGGCACAUUGAGGAGGGUAAUUUUUGAUUUUUUUUUUGUAAUUUUUAUAAUAAAAAACAACUGGCAAUCUUUUGUAAUAUAUUAAUUCCUUCUGGGUGAUCUUAGCAAAAACGAAAAAAAUACUACUUUUAAUACACUGCUGUACAUUUAGAUUAGAAAAGCAAGACAAUAUUUAUUAUUUUCGCAUAGAACAGUAAAUAUAUUGUAAAAUACAAUAAAACAUAAUAAAACAAAUUAUUCAAUAAUGAAUGAAAUAAUUCCACCUUAAGCAACACAGUAUAUAGAUAUUUAAAACAUCAUGUUAAUCGGAAUAUGCUAAAAGAUAGCACCUGUACCUAUAUCGUGUAAAAUAAACUUAUCAAAUAAUUAUAAUUUUAUUAUUGGUUUAGGUACUUAAAUAAUUUUAAGUAUAAGUUACAUGCUUCAUACAAGAACUUGAAUCGAGGGGCUCUGGUGCAAUGAACUGCUUGCACCGUGGUUUCUAUGGCAUUGUACAGUCUGGUGGGCAUUUAUAGUAUUCUGCAUUUAUGGAUGGUUUUUUAUAUUUAUCGGAAGAUCUGACCCGCGGCGAGUAGGUAUUGAAUUCAGCUGUCGAACUAUAAAACACAGUAACCGACAUUCUUAUAAUUUUUCAUAUUAACUGUUAUUAAAAUUA
Molecule: messenger RNA, 6653 nt
Organism: Cinara cedri
Lineage: Eukaryota; Metazoa; Arthropoda; Insecta; Hemiptera; Aphididae
Source: the annotation of a GenBank genome assembly